UUGUAGCUAAAAAGAAAAGACCGUCGACUCGAAGUCGGAUCAAGUUAGCAAAUUGAAUACGCUAUCUAUCUUUUUUCAUUUACGUUGGAAAAGAAAGAUAAACUUUGAACUAGUGCAGCCAAGUGCAGCCAACGAUUUUUCUCGCAUAAUUUGAGAUUACUGUAUGAGCAUACUAAUAUUUCUUUUCGUGAUUCUUCAUAUAUUAUAAUAUAAUAGCACAUUAAUUAAUUUACAAGAUUUAUCGCGAUAAGAAAUAGCGAAACAAUGGGAAGAAAUAGUGGGAAAAGCAAUGAAAAAUACACGCUUUCUGCAAGACGACUAUCCCGCAAAAAAGGCUGGGUGAAAAGACGUAAACAAUUAAAAUUAGAAAAAAUCAUGCAAGGCAAGCUUACUAAUAAUGUUGAAAAUGAAUCCACUGGUCUUGAAAUUUCUACUGAUCUACUGCCUAAUAUAACAAAUUCUGAGGUCAAUACUGAGAUGCAUUGUCUUGAUCAAAUUAAGGAAAAACAAACAAAUAUCAUUAAAGAAAAAAUCACUAUAGGAACAUCUACUGAAGAGGAAAUCAUAGAACAUAGCGAAGACAAGAAUUCUCUUGAUAGAUAUAAUAAUGUAAAGGAAAUAGAGGAAUGUAACAAAGAAAACAAUCAAAGAAUUAAAUAUUCUAAGGACAAAAAAGAUAUCUUUAAUAAUGUUAGUUCUAAGGAUGCAUCUGACAUCCAAGAAAACUCAUCUGUAAACAGAUGCAUUGUAAAUUUAUCUUAUUUUACAUGUGAGCUUAUAAAAGUAUUUACUAAUCAUAAACAAGGAAUCAAUUGUGAAUUAAAAUAUUGGACACUUUAUGGUUAUUAUCGUUGUGGAUUGCUUACUCAAUUUCUUUUCAAAUGUGAUAGUUGCUGCUACAGGACUGGUAUAUGGUCAGAACCUGUAAAUAAUAAAACAGAAAAUCUUAAUGCCAUGGCUGUAGCUUCAAGUGUUAAAGCAGGAAUGGAAUAUUCUCAAUUGAAACAGUUCUUUACGUCUCUGAACAUUGCUUGUUUGUCAGAAAAAAUGUAUAAGGAGUACAAGGAAAAUUUGUUUACAAUUUAAAAAAAAUAUAAAAUAUAUAAAAAAAUGAAAUUAUUUCAAAUAAGAGCUAAAUUUGAAACUGAUUGGGAAAGUUAAAAUCAAGCUUUAUAUGCUAUUUUUUUUUUUUUUUACAAGAUAUAUACUCUUAGAUUUAUAAGAUAACAAGUUAUGCAAAUUUUUUUUCUUGAGUUAUCAAUUUAUAAAUUAUUGAUCUUGUUCUUCAAAUUAAAAAUAUAUAAAAUAUAUAAAGAAUGAAAUUAUUUCAAAUAAAAAUUAAAUUUGAAACUGAUUGAGAAGUUAAAAUCAAGCUUUAUAUGAUGUUUUUUUUAAUAACAAGAUAUAUAUUCUUAAGUUUAUAAAAUAAUGAGUCGUGCAAAAUUUUUUUUUUAAGUCAAUUUAUAAAUUAUUGAUCUUGUUUUAAUUCUAGAGUAUUUUUAAAAUCAUAAUAUAUGCAUUUUAAUUUGGAAGUUAGAAAAUAGAAAUUAAAUAUAGAAAAAGUUACAUUAAUCUUUUUAAGUUUAUGAUAUAGAAGAAAUUAUGAAACAUGUAGAUUUUUAUUACAACGAAAUUUUAGAAAAUGAAUGUGAUAUUUAGUUUAUUAUUUGUAUCUAUGCCUAGAAUUUGUAAUAGGAAGUUAUUUUUAUUUUAUUAUACAUUUUAUUAUAUCAAUAUUGUAUGAUGCUAUUUUGUGGCAUCUAUGAUGUCCUUGGUAUAAAAAUAUAAGUGUUUUUUGUGUAUACAUAUAUGUA
Solenopsis invicta (red fire ant) is the source of this 1814-nucleotide messenger RNA. RefSeq lists its product as uncharacterized. The coding region runs from base 265 to 1086 and encodes 273 amino acids. NCBI's taxonomy places the organism in Eukaryota, Metazoa, Arthropoda, Insecta, Hymenoptera, Formicidae. The transcript is spliced from 2 exons. The record is from RefSeq and is a predicted model, not a curated record.